This is a messenger RNA of Drechmeria coniospora, 1680 nucleotides long. Its product is annotated as 2-methylcitrate dehydratase. Gene Ontology annotation, molecular function: 2-methylcitrate dehydratase activity; 2 iron, 2 sulfur cluster binding. The record is from RefSeq and is a predicted model, not a curated record. Lineage: Eukaryota; Fungi; Ascomycota; Sordariomycetes; Hypocreales; Ophiocordycipitaceae. The transcript is spliced from 3 exons. The coding region runs from base 1 to 1680 and encodes 559 amino acids. Gene Ontology annotation, cellular component: mitochondrion.
AUGUCUGCCGUCCAACGAAGCUUGCGGACGGCGUCGAAGCAGCUUCGCCUUCAGCCCCAGCCCCAGCGUCUGCGUGGCCUCGCCCGCACUUCGGCCUGCUUCGGCGCCGCGAGUCGCUCGCCGUCCUCGCUUCAAUCCUCCUCCUCCUCCUCCCGCAGCCAUUUUUCCACCUCGACCGUGCAAUCAUCGGCAGCACCCGCCAUGGCCUCCCAACCGCGCGAGUACGAUCCCGAGAUCAAGGACAUUGCCGACUAUGUCGCCAACAAACCCAUAGACUCCGAGCUGGCCUUCGACACGGCCCGAUGGAUCCUCCUCGACACCCUCGGCUGCGGCCUCGAGGGUCUGCGCUUCAAGGAGUGCACCAAGCUCCUCGGCCCCGUCGUGCCGGGCACCGUCGUCCCCAACGGCACCAAGGUGCCCGGCACGCCCUUUGUGCUGGACCCGGUGAACGGGGCGUUCAACAUCGGCGCCAUGAUCCGCUGGCUCGACUUUAACGACUGCUGGCUCGCGGCCGAGUGGGGUCAUCCUUCCGACAACCUCGGCGCCAUCCUCGCCGUCGCCGACUGGAUCAACCGCACCAACAAGAGCGGCGGCCGGCUCGCCGGCGGCAAGAUCUUCACCGUCAAGGACGUGCUCGAGGCCAUGAUCAAGGCGCACGAGAUUCAGGGCUGCCUCGCCCUGCUCAACUCGUACAACAAGGUCGGCCUCGACCACGUCGUCCUCGUCAAGGUGGCCUCGACCGCCGUCGUCUCCAAGAUGCUCGGCCUCGGCGAGAAGCAGAUCGCCGACGCCGUCACCCAGGCUUGGGUCGACGGUCAGUCGCUGCGGACCUACCGCCACUCGCCCAACACCAUGUCCCGCAAGUCCUGGGCCGCCGGCGACGCCUGCCAGCGCGCCGUCAACCUCGCCCUCAAGGUCAUGAAGGGCGAGCAGGGCGUUCCCACCGUCCUCUCGGCCCCCGUCUGGGGCUUCUACGACGUCCUCUUCAAGGGCAAGAAGUUUGAGUUUCAGCGCCCCUACGGCAGCUACGUCAUGGAGAACGUCCUCUUCAAGGUCUCCUACCCCGCCGAGUUCCACUCCCAGACGGCCGUCGAGGCCUCGGAGAAAAUCUUCCAUCAGCUCAAGGCCAUGGGCAAGUCGGCGGCCGACAUCAAGGCCGUCACCUGCCGGACCCACGAGGCCUGCAUCCGCAUCAUCGACAAGCAGUUCAAGCCCAUGGACAACUUUGCCGACCGCGACCACUGCAUCCAGUACAUGUGCUCCGUCAUGCUCGUCUUCGGCCGGCUCGAGGCCACCGACUACACCGACGGCGGCGAGGCGGCCACGUCGGCCCUCGUCGAGUCCCUGCGCCAGAAGAUCAAGUGCGUCGAGGACCCCCAGUACACCAAGGACUACCACGACCCCCAGCUCCGGACCAUCUCCAACGCGCUGACGGUCGAGCUCAACGACGGCACCGUCCUGGACGAGGUGGUCGUCGAGGCGCCCCUCGGCCACCGCCUGCGCCGCGAGGAGGCCAAGCCGGUGAUCCUCGCCAAGUACAAGCGCCACCUCGCCCCCCACCUGCCCGAGGCCCGCGUCGAGGAGCUCGUGAAGCUCAGCCUCGACAGCAAGAAGCUCGAGAGCAUGUCUGUCGACGAGUACGUCGACCUCUACGCCGUCAAGGAGAGCAAGUUUCUGUAA